CUCAAACCGUAACUCUCCUAUUUUCAUAUAACUUGAGCUUUGUAACUUUUAUACUUUAUUCCAAAUGUGAAAUAAAAAAGUUUAUAAAGAUUAUAUUGGCUUACCAUUGUGUAAUUAUUAUAUUUGUUUCUUAAACAUACGAAACCUUCGGAGUUCAUGGAUAGCGCUCCGAACUUUUUUAUCGAACAACUUGAUACACACGUAAACAUAAAUCUCAAACAAAAUGCAUGCAGAAUCUAAUGUUUUUCUCUUUGGAUUUCAGCUUAACAAGAAUCUGUAACCUUUCGGGAAAAAAGACCGUAAACUCGGCGUCUCCUAUAUUUCUUGAUAUUAACCUUUUCUGUUCGUAUAAAUAAAUAGAGUCAAAUUCAAAUUAAUGUAGAUUUUGAUUUUUUAAUGAACUGAUUAGGGAAGACGAGCUAUUUACCCAUUUCCCCACGAGAAAUAUCGUAUAGCACCGUAUCGUAUGUUUCUCAAAUUAUGACCUCAUUCUGGAUUUCUCCGAAAUAAAAGUUCUAAACCUAUUUCUUCAUGAAACUUAAGCUUACUAUAGAUUAAAAGUUCGAAAUCCAUGGCCCCAUAAAAUUAAAUUACUUGGUUUAAAAAUUUUACUGAUAAACCAAAACCAUCAAAAUUUUAAUAAUAAACCAAACUAAACCAAAUUCAAAAAUUAAACCUGACUCUACAAAAAAAUAAAACAAACCAACGCUUCUGGUCUUCUUAUUCCUUCAUCAAUCUGUAACCAUGGCUGAAUUCAAAGACUCAGAAAUUUUCGAAAACCCAGCUUGAAGCCAUAGUAGUCAAGAAAUCAAAAUCAUAAACCCACAAAGUUUCUUCCUUUUUCUUUUACUUCUACGUGAGACUUGUCUUCUCUGAUCCAUUGAUGUUCUUGUCUAAAUAUUAUUAAACUUGAGACACUAAUGACAGUUUUCUCCAAUUAAUAAGAGAUUUGAUUUAUUCAGAAUGGGGCUGAAGGAGAAGACAUAAAGAAACAAUGUGUUAAUGGUGAUAGAGGUGGUGGGGCCGUUGAAUCAAAACUUGUAAACCAUUGGGUUAAUGGUGAUACUAAUCUCUUUAUCUCUCUUGAAGAACAUGUCUGUAUUGCUAGCGACGAGAUUAACAAGCAUAUCCAAAACAAUGAGAGAAGAAAGAAGAAAUUAAUUAAUGGAAGCAAUACAUAUGUAGAUGAAGAAGUGAUUGGUUAGGGAUUAGGUGAAGGAAAAAUUGGGUAAAAUCUGGGGAAAAAGGGGUGAGGAAGAGGAUGAUGGUCGGGUCACGCUUUUUGUUUGGGUUUAACUGAAUUAGGUUUCGGUUCUAUUUAAGAGUUUUUUUUGUUUGGUUUUGUGAUUAUACCGGAAAUUGUCUUAACCAAUACCAAAUUGUGUUUCAUGGGGAAAUAUGUUUUAUACGAUACUUCUCACGGAAAUAAUUCGUCCUCUCCCAACUGAUUAUUUAACAAUUUUGUGAAAAGAAAAACAUAAUGUUUAACCGACUGGAUGACGAUACACAUAUUAUAAACUACAUCCAGUAAAUUAAUAAAAAAAUGCAUACAUCCAUGACCUUAGAUUUAAACCGUGCGCACAUGGGUUACUUAUCAUAUAAAAUCACUUAAGAAGUUAUAUUGUAUAAAAUUCCAUUUUUUUAGAGUAAAAAUAAAAAUAGAGAAAAAUUAUUUCAAUCCUACUUCAUUUUCCACUCCAUGAGAGUGGUGAACAAACAAAAAAUAAAUUUCUCUAUUUAUGAAAUAAAUUUUAUUAUGUAAUGAGAUAUGAAGUUGGUUUAGCGCAUUUUUACUCUAUUUUAGAGAAAAAAAUAGAAUAGGAAUAGAGAUGGUAUUAGAACUUAUCUUGCUUUGAAGAAUCUCGAAAUAAUAUAUUGCAAGAAGGGUCCUACCUAAGUAUCCAUUUAAUCUGUAGGGAGAUGAAAAAGGCGUGCGAUAGAGCCGUCAGAGGCAUUACAUGUCCAUACCAAAAGGAUCCCGCUGCAUACUUAACUUUGGCUGCUGCCUCGCUGAUAAAGAACGAUGGCACGGGCAGCGGAAAAACUCUGUUGACAGGUUCAUUCGUGGAUGAGGUAUUCGAUCCAAAUCCACAAAAUAAAAAAUAAUUAAAAUAAACUAAUAUAUUAAAUAAAAUAAAAUAUAUUAUUUUUAUAGAUCCAUUUUGUUGUAGAUAUAAAUAUUUAAAAAUUCUAAAGUAAUCUGCCUUUUUCUAUUGUCAAAGCGACUAAAAAGGCGUUUUUAGAGUAGCUAAUAUUUAUCUCAGCAAUUAAGAAAAAAAAAUAAGAAUAAGGGAUAAACAAGAUAAAAGCUCAAAUAUCACAUACUUUUAGUUACUUUUUGCAACAAAAUUUUUUUUCUACAACAACACUUAAUAUGAAACAAAGAGAAUAUUAUACAAGAGAAACCGAUGGAAGAUCUCACUAUUGUCCAUGUUCUUACAAACUCAUAAUUAGAACCAAGCUCAGAGAUGCUUAAAAACAUGGCUAAUGGAGAGUUCUUAAGGUGGGGUUCUUAGCGUAAUAUAAGAAACUAUCUUUUAACUUUUAGCUUUUAAGAACCGGUUCUUAGUUUUUUUAGUUAAAAAUUAAGAAACAGUUUCUUAUAUUUCGUUAAGAACCUCACUCUAAGAAUCCGGAUUAAUCAUAGUUCAUGAGAGAGAGAGUACUGUGGGGUAACACUUGCCUAAAUCUUUAAGACCUCAUUUAAUUAUGAAAUUACUGUUAGGCAAUUCGAGUUAAAUAAUAAAGGUGACGACGUUUUAUAUUCAAUGCUUUUCAUGGCUCUAUAAAUAGUAGUAUGUACUACCCACAAAGCCUCACCACAAGCAUUCACACUUUAAAAUCAACAAAUACAUAAAAAUGGUCUCAAAGAGCUCAACCACCAUUAGCCUCAUCAUCAUCUUCCUCAUCUUCAGCCUCGCCGAGGCUGACCUCUUUCUCUCGCCUUCACCGGGCUUUGGUACGUGUCCUAGAGAUCCAUUGCAACUUGGUGUAUGCGCCAAUGUCCUUGGCCUAGCCAAUGUCAUUGCUGGCGACACCAGAGCACGGCCGUGUUGCAGUGCUAUCACUGGCCUUACGAACGUCCAAGUAGCCGAUUGCCUCUGCUUUGUCUUCAGGCCACUUCCUUUGGUUUACGGUAUCGAUAAGGCCGUUAGAACAAUAUUUUUCGCUUGUAAUAUGGUUUUUCCUAUUGGCUUUCAGUGUCCACCAUCACCAGUAUCUAGCCCUUAAUCUCACCUGAUUAAAAACGAGAACCUUAUCCAGUAACUACUUACAACGCAAGUAUGCUUUCUUAUUCAUGUUAUACAGAGUUGAUGUGUGUUUCGUUGUUAAACAGGGCGUAAUAAUAAGGACUACAAAUGUUGUUAUGUGUACGAAGAAUAAUACUUGAAUAAAUCUGUUAUGUGUACGAAUCAUAAUAUAUAAUUAAGUGUUACGUUUGUUUUGUUCCCCA
Molecule: messenger RNA, 3454 nt
Organism: Brassica napus (rape)
Lineage: Eukaryota; Viridiplantae; Streptophyta; Magnoliopsida; Brassicales; Brassicaceae
Product: 14 kDa proline-rich protein DC2.15-like
Exons: 1
Coding region: 2860-3231 (123 amino acids)
Source: RefSeq, a predicted model, not a curated record